This is a messenger RNA of Penaeus indicus, 2995 nucleotides long. Its product is annotated as ELAV-like protein 1. NCBI's taxonomy places the organism in Eukaryota, Metazoa, Arthropoda, Malacostraca, Decapoda, Penaeidae. The transcript is spliced from 8 exons. Gene Ontology annotation, cellular component: ribonucleoprotein complex. Gene Ontology annotation, molecular function: RNA binding. The record is from RefSeq and is a predicted model, not a curated record. Bases 431 to 1705 code for a protein of 424 amino acids.
CGGGGUGCGGCAGUGUUGGCUGAGUAGUCUGGUGAGCAGGUAGUAGUCCGGGACGUAGUGGUAGUCCGUGAGAGCAGCUCCGCCCCUCCGCGACGUGUGUUAUUGUCGUGUGUCGAGCGCUUGAGAGCCGGUCGCCGUGUGGCGCCGUCACCCACUCCUCCGUCGCCUCCUUCAGCUCUAGCGCCGCCGCCGCCGUUGCCGCUCCUCGGACUCUGCACUCGGCCGCCAAGUGUGUGCGUGUGUGCCGGUGCCCCGUGCCAUUCCUGCUGGCGCUGCCGCCGCAACUGCCAGCCCUGCAAGUGCGCCUGCUGCUGCUGCUGCUGUGCCGUGCGUAUAGUGUGGGCGCCGCCAGAGUCGGGCGGUGGCGCGAGGGACGGACGUAAGGUGAGCUUGUUGCCCCGCACCUCUCCUUCCCGCCUAUCUUCACGCCAUGGAAGAUUCUGCCAGCUUCAAGGUGAGCGUGGAGUCUUGGAUGUCAGGCAUGAUUAACGGGAUGGACUCUUGCGCCCAGAACGGCACCGCCUCCUCCAACUCCUCCCAGAGCGGCCACAUCGAGGAGUCCAAGACAAACCUCAUCGUGAACUACCUGCCGCAGAACAUGACGCAGGAGGAGAUACGCUCCCUGUUCUCGUCCAUAGGCGAGCUGGAGUCGUGCAAGCUCAUCAGGGACAAAGUCACAGGUGAGUCAGGACAGAGUCUUGGCUACGGAUUUGUAAAUUACGUCCGGCAGGAUGACGCCGAGAGAGCCAUCAACCAGCUCAACGGUCUACGUCUUCAGAACAAAACUAUAAAGGUGUCGUACGCCCGCCCGAGCAGCGAAGCCAUCAAGGGCGCCAACCUGUACGUGUCGGGGUUGCCCAAGUCCAUGACGCAGCAGGACCUGGAGGGCAUGUUCAGGGCCUACGGCUCCAUCAUCACCUCGCGGAUCCUGUGCGACAACAUCACCGGCCUGUCGAAGGGCGUGGGCUUCAUCCGGUUCGACCAGCGCAUCGAGGCGGAGCGCGCCAUCCAGAAGCUGAACGGCACCAUCCCCGACGGCGCCGCGGAGCCCAUCACCGUCAAGUUCGCCAACAACCCUUCCAACAACAACAAGGCUGUCCCCCCCCUGGCCGCCUACCUCUCGCCCCUGACCCGCCGCUACGGGGGGCCCAUCCACCACCCGGCCGGCCGCUUCCGCUACAUUCCGCUCUCCCCCCUUACCAGACAUUCCUUGGUGUUCCCUCAAGUGAAAACGAUAGAUUCACUGCCGGAGGAGCCCUCAAAUCUUGCACAAGAUAUGAAAAGCAAGUUAGUGGUUCCCACUUCCAGGACGCCUGCGGGAGCUGCACGCAGGGGUCGAGAUCCUCAAAUGGCUUCCGGGGAUGAUGAUCCUGACCCAAGGUAUUCCCCAGGCUCGGGUGAUAACCUGCUGGGGAACUCCCUCCUUCCCGGCAGCGCCCUCAACGGCUCCGGCUGGUGCAUAUUCGUGUAUAACCUGGCCCCCGAGACCGAGGAGAACAUCCUGUGGCAGCUGUUCGGGCCCUUCGGCGCGGUGCAGAACGUGAAGGUGAUCCGGGACCUGCAGACCAACAAGUGCAAGGGCUUCGGCUUCGUGACGAUGACCAACUACGACGAGGCGGUGGUGGCCAUCCAGUCGCUCAACGGCUACACGCUGGGCAACCGCGUCCUCCAAGUGUCGUUCAAGACCAACAAGCACAAGAGUUAAGGUGGUGGUCCCUCCAGACGUCCGGGCUCCAGCCGCCGUGCCGCAGCCCGGGGGCCGGCUGCCGCGCCCUCCCCCGCGGGGCGGGCGCGCCACACGGCCCCCGCCGGCGUGGCCAGGACACGGGGGCCAUGUGCUCGUCAGGGCCUCGCGAGGACCCGGGCGACCCACUCCGCUCCCCGGCAGCAGCAGCAGCAGCGCCCGGUUCGCGUGGGCCGGCCCGGGCUGGGGCCAUGGCCGCCGGAGGUCGCCGCGGCCCCUGGGUCCCGCCCCUGCUGCCCGGACUGGGCCCCUCCCCCUGCCGCCGCGCGUGGCGGGGGGAGCGCGGAGGGCGUCUGGCGCCCGCACCCCGCCAUCCAAAUAUAUGUAUAUUAGAACGUACUUACUACAAACACUUUAUCAAGAGUCAUAUGAUCGUAUUAUCCCAAAGCAGAACUAGUCGGCUAAGUGAGUAUGUAUCACAAGGUGCUAGUUGCACUAAGGCCAGUAGUGGGCUCGGUCCCGAGUGCCGCUCUUCGCUGAUAUCAUUAUACUGUAAGUUGUCAAGUUGUCGAGUCCUCAAAACCGCGAGUGUGAAUGGGUUCGCGCUGACCGCGGCGCACGCGGGCGGCGGCCGGCACGGGCGGCGGGCGCGGGCGGCGCGGGGGGCGGCGGCCCAGGUCGUGCGCCCGCCCACCGCUGCCGCGGCGCCCGCCCACGCGCCCACCGCCGCCGCCCCGCCUGCGCGCGCCGGUCAUGCGCUCUUAUUUAUUGAUAUUUAUCUCAUAUUUAAUGCUAAGUGUAUUUUAUUGUCUUUACUAAUGUACACUUAAGAGAGAAAAGUGUAACGGAAUUAUGUUGCCAGUCUGUGGAAAAUAGUCAAGUAUUUUUUGUGUUGAUUUAUACGAUGAGUAUCAAUAGAAUCUCAUUUUUUUUCCUUCGACUUCUCUUCCCCUCUUCUCCGCCUCCUCCUUCCUUCCCUCCUUUCUCUCUUCCCGCUCUUGUUCUCAUUCUCGUUCUUAUUCUUUUUAGGUUGUGCCUCUUGCUUGGUAGUCACGAAAGCAAGGAUUCUAGUCCUGAAUUAAGUCAGUUUAUGUAUUUCGUAGGUUAAUUUUCCUAGGAGUAGUGUUCAUGUUCAUGAAUAAUUUACAUGUGAGGAAAUGAUAUGUUUCUUGCAUCUUCUGAUUGUGAGAUUUUCAUUUUUAUUUUAUUUUUUUUCCUCUUUGUUUUAUUUCUUUGUAAUACACCCAAAUGUCAAAAAUCACCAUUUUAGUUCUGAAUGGCUGGGAAAAUAAAUUUAGUUUGUUUAUUUGA